AAAAGGGAAAAACAGAAAGGGGUGGAGGGAGGCAAAGUGCAGAAAGUACUGUGGAAAUUACAACUAGAUAGACAGACGACAGACAUCUACGACAUCGAGUCGCUCUCGACGGGAAUUUGACGGAAACGUCACUAGUUUCGAAAUUGCGCUUUCGUAGGCUCUUCUUCCGCGAAAUCUUUGUUCUGUUGUCACGUAUAUAUCUUGCCUCCUUCUAGAAUUUCUCUGCGUGUCCGGUAUGCGCUAAGUGAGUCACACGCAGGAUGUAAUGUUACGUCAAAACAAAAACAAUCUCGCUACUGCUAAUUGCGAAGAUAAGUUGCGGUCGCGACUACGGUAUUCUCCGCUAGUCUCUUGGCUGCUCCUCAUCCUCGCACGCUCGACGAGAAGAAAAACGAAUGAGGAAGCGGGGGCGGAAGCGCUCGUAUCGCGAAUCGGAUAAUUUAUGAACGUGCCGCGCAAUGUGUGUGCACGUACACGCAUAUAUAUAUAUAUAUAUAUAUAUACGCGAUAGCGUACGCGACGGCGAUGGCAAAAAUGUUGGCGAAGACCGCGGCGCGUUGAUAUAGGCGACACGACGUGGGAGAGUGGGACACGCGUUUCAUGUGCCGUGAAAUAUAGUGAAAGCGGCGAGCGACGUCUGGGACGAUCGCGUGUGACGAUCAUUAGUUAGCGAUCGCAUCAGCACGAGAGAGAAGCUGGGCUGCUGGGCAGCACAUCGUAUUUCUGCGACGAUAUCCGCGUUGUGUUUGCGUCUCGCUGCGACAGUAGGACCGUCGUCGUUGAGAAACUGCCGCAUUCCGUGAUCAGGUGAUGUACGGCGUCCUCGUACAACGUCGUUUUACGUGACAAUAAUUCGCCCGUCCUCGAGACGGCGAACGCGAUCAGCUGUUGUGACUGUUUCGUGUACGUCUAAUAUCUAAUAAUCCGAGGAUGCUCGUCUCGCGGGAUAUAAUUCCGUGACAAAUAUAAUAACGUCAAUUUCGCGAUACGGAUACGCGAAAAGUGAAAAUUCGACAUAACCGGAGUUAAAAAUGUUUGUCAAACGUGAUUUUUUUUUUUUAAAGCUUAACGCGCACCUAGAAUUAUGUGCAUGAGAUAAGGUUGAAUGUCGAAGAUUAUGACGGACAGCGUAAAGAUCUAUCGAUGUUUGUGCAACUCUGGGGUGCACCGUCUCGUUCGUCAUGUACACAUGAUUAUCCGAGUUCAUGCGUUCUGUUAUCGUCCGCGGUGAGCAAACGACGACGAGCGCGGAAGGGAGCUCUCCGCCGCGAGGAGAUCGGCGAACGCAAUCCUCGUCGUUUGUAACCGGCACCGAUCUACAGGGGAUGCCUAGCCUACACUCGCUCGUCGUAAGACGAGCUCCGCUAACUGAUAUGGGUACCGCGACAAGUUCGGUGACUUCCGUCAAUCCGCCCACCAAGAUCGCGGUUAAUUCCAAGAAGAUCGACAAGGCUAAAUUUAGCGGCAUCAAGCUACCUCUGAUACGCAAGGAAGCCAGCGUGGUGAAUCUCUCCUUGACAGAGAGAAAUGCGCUUGGUAAAGAGGUAGACGCGCCCCUCCUGCGACCUGAAAGCAGCGCAAGCCUGGAAGCACGAGGUGGCAGCUGGAUGAGCCUGGGUCCUGGCGCCCUGAGAAAAUGCGAAACCGCUGUGGGAUUAAGUACCUCAGCUCUGGAAGGAAGACCGAUAAAUCGUAGUAGAGUAUGCUCUCGCUGUUCCAGUUUGUUAUCCCUGGCAUCUAGCUCACGUUACAGCUUGGCUGCUGGUAAUUUCGUUCCUGCAGGUUCGCAACAAACAAUUGGACGAAUAUUUUGUAAAUUAUGUCUUGUCGAUAUCUCUCUCUCCAAAACAUUUAAGAUUGAGGGAUGCGGUUGUUCCUAUUGUAAAGAUUGCAUGCGUGCCUAUGUAGAAUUUGAAAUUGAGGAAGGUGCGUACGAAAUUAGUUGUCCCGAUGCUCAAUGUGAUCACGGCGCAAUACUAUCUUUGAAAGAGAUAUCGGGUCUUGUCAGUGUAGAACUUAUGGAAAAACAUUGCAAGUUUCGUUUGAACAGAGAUGUAUCGAUGGACAAAGGACGUGCAUGGUGUCCACGAGCGGGUUGUGAGACAAUAUGUUCGAUAAACGGUAAUGGUGGAAACAGCACCCCUUUAGGCUCUGUUCACUGUCCCAACUGUUCCACAAAUUUUUGUUCAAUAUGUCGCGAGCCUUGGCACAAUGGACCCUGUUCAGAACUUCCGUUAGGAAUACCGUUUGGUAGUGAUCACAUUAAAUGUUGUCCCAUGUGUUCCGUACCGAUAGAAAAGGACGAAGGUUGUGCUCAAAUGAUGUGCAAAAGAUGUAAACAUGUGUUUUGCUGGUACUGCUUAGCGUCCUUGGAUGACGAUUUUUUAUUGCGACAUUAUGACAAGGGACCAUGUAAGAAUAAAUUGGGACACUCACGAGCGUCCGUGAUAUGGCAUCGAACGCAAGUUAUCGGGAUAUUUGCUGGUUUUGGCCUACUUCUACUUGUCGCAUCGCCCUUGCUAUUAUUAGCGGCACCUUGUAUUGUAUGUUGUAAAUGUCGCGUUUGUGGUUCUUCCAGACUCGAACAGGAAGAAGGCGAUACUGCAACAUAGAACCUUCCAAACUUUUUAACCGAUUUUUGCUUAAUUAUUUCUUUGAAUUAAAAUAAACAUUUUUUCUAGAUUUCUACAUAUGGGAGGUAAUAAAAUUGGCAAUUUAUAUAGAUAUACAUUACAUUUUGUUAAGUUUAUGUUUUAUUUUAUUUUUAUGCGUUAAUAGAUUAUACACAUAAUAUAAAAGGGCAGAAUAUAUAUCUCUUGUCAAGUCAAGCAUAUUGUGAUUAAUAUAUAUUUAUGUUUUACUUAGACGUUAUUUAAACAGAAUAAGAAAUAAUGUGCGCGAUUCGUAUCAUUAUAUAUAUUGGGUUAAACGGAAAGUUCGUGCCGUUUUUUACUAACAGAUGAAGACGGAAAGAACGGCAGGAACUUUCCAUUCAACUCAAUAUAUAAAAUAUUGUUUUCCUGAUAUACACUUAUUUUACAUUGUCACUUAAAUAAUUUUAUGAUGAUUAAUUUUAUAAAAUAAUCUAUUAUGACGCAUUAUAACUAUGUGAUUCAAACAAAUUAAUAAUUUAUAAAUACUCAUAAUUUUUUUUUUUAUGCAAAAACAUUCCAGAAAUUUACAUAUAUAUAUAUAUAUAUAUAUAUCGCACCUCAGAUUUAUUAUACUGCCGCAAAACAUGUUACAAACGAGUUGUAAAAUGGUGAUAGCAAUAUGUUGAUUAUUUGAUUCUUCAACAGUAGAUUAUAAAGCACAUAAUUAAAUUAUACUUAAAUUAUAAUAUAUCUCUUGAAACACACAGUGUGCGUGUAUAUCUAUAUGUGUGUCCAUAUUAAACUAUUGUGCAAGGUCAGCUCUAUUAUAUUUUUAUUGAGAAACGAAUCUUAAUGAUGAAGUAUUAGAUUGUAUAAUAUUCUAUUCUUGUUUUAUAUUUUAAUUUAUGGAUGCUUUCACAUGUUUACUUUGGUGAUUUGAUCGCAUGUAUAUUACAUGUACAUUAAUUUAGAGAACGCGAGUAAAAAUAGUAAGUAAAAAAUAAUAUACAAAAAAAGAAUAUCAUCAAUUAUGCAUUUUAUCAUUGAAAUUGAAAGAAUGCUAUUGUUAUUAUGUAUUUAACACGUUUGUUAUCGAUCAAUAUUUGAGUUGUACAGUUAACGUUUGACAUUAAGAAUCUAUAAAUCAAUAUGUGCCAUGUGAUUAUGAGAGUCUAUAGAGAAUACUUCUGGGAUUUGAAAUCUGCAAUGAAGUAAAUUUGCAUCAAAACGUGUUAACUACAUUCACAAUAUUCACUUCUAUUAUGCAUUAAUAAGUGAAGUUUAGAUUAUUAAAAGUCACGAAUAU
Formica exsecta is the source of this 3900-nucleotide messenger RNA. RefSeq names its product probable E3 ubiquitin-protein ligase RNF144A. The record is from RefSeq and is a predicted model, not a curated record. Gene Ontology annotation, cellular component: ubiquitin ligase complex; cytoplasm. Bases 1206 to 2612 code for a protein of 468 amino acids. Gene Ontology annotation, molecular function: ubiquitin conjugating enzyme binding; zinc ion binding; ubiquitin protein ligase activity. The transcript is spliced from 4 exons. Gene Ontology annotation, biological process: ubiquitin-dependent protein catabolic process; protein polyubiquitination; positive regulation of proteasomal ubiquitin-dependent protein catabolic process. NCBI's taxonomy places the organism in Eukaryota, Metazoa, Arthropoda, Insecta, Hymenoptera, Formicidae.